This is a messenger RNA of Habropoda laboriosa, 423 nucleotides long. Its product is annotated as cysteine-rich DPF motif domain-containing protein 1. The record is from RefSeq and is a predicted model, not a curated record. The annotation marks the transcript as partial. NCBI's taxonomy places the organism in Eukaryota, Metazoa, Arthropoda, Insecta, Hymenoptera, Apidae. The transcript has 2 exons.
UUCUACAAAGUAUCAUACGAGCAAACGAAAACGAUGGAAUGUAUCGCUAGUACAUCUACCGAUGAAGAACGAACUAUUCAGCACAGCCAAGGUAUAACUUCAACAGUUAAGGACACUAAAGAAACCACAACUGGAUUAUUUAGAUGCUCUUAUUGUUUAUUAGAAGAACGUUUUGAUUUUAAAGGCAUCAAACCACCAUUUGCACGACAAUUAAAUUAUUUGGAAGAGUGUUAUGUUAUGAAAGAUCCUUUUAGUUUACCAAAUAAAGGAGAAGUUUUAGUAUUAGGAGCUGAUUGUCAGUUUUGUAAGAAGCCUGUAUGUUUAGGGUGUAGUGUGUAUUUCGGAAGAAGGUUUUGUGUAAAAUGUGCAUCAAAUAAUAUACAAAAUUUACCAUCACAAUUGCAUCCAAAAAUAAAAAGUUUA